Penicillium malachiteum is the source of this 1488-nucleotide messenger RNA. RefSeq names its product glucokinase glkA (gene glkA). Gene Ontology annotation, biological process: glucose 6-phosphate metabolic process; glycolytic process; intracellular glucose homeostasis. The coding region runs from base 1 to 1488 and encodes 495 amino acids. The transcript is spliced from 2 exons. Gene Ontology annotation, molecular function: D-glucose binding; fructokinase activity; ATP binding. The record is from RefSeq and is a predicted model, not a curated record. Lineage: Eukaryota; Fungi; Ascomycota; Eurotiomycetes; Eurotiales; Aspergillaceae. Gene Ontology annotation, cellular component: mitochondrion; cytosol.
AUGUCCUCCCCGCUAUUGUCAGAAGCCACGCGCAUUGCGCGUGAGUUCGAUUACCCCGCCGCCGAGGUGCAGCGCGGCGUCGCCGAGUAUAUUCGCCAGUCAAAUGAGGGUUUGGCUAAGGAGAAUACUACUCUGAGCCAGAUUCCAACCUUCGUUACUGCAGUUCCCAAUGGCACAGAAAAGGGUCUGUACCUGGCUGUUGAUUUGGGUGGCACAAACUUCCGUGUUUGCUCCGUUCAGCUACAUGGCGAUACUACCUUCUCCCUCACCCAGUCCAAGAUUAUGAUCCCGCGGGAAUUGAUGGCCUCGGGCACUUCCAAGGAUCUCUUCACUUUCCUAGCACGCCAAAUCGAGGCUUUCUUGCGCAUUCAUCACAACGAGCAUUUCGAGGCCCACCAGCGCCGACGACGAGAGGGUAAUGAGGAGGAGGAUUUGUUUGAUCUCGGAUUCACUUUCAGUUUCCCUGUCCGUCAACACGGAAUCAACUCUGGUACCCUGAUCCGAUGGACCAAGGGUUUCAAUAUUCCUGACGCGGUUGGUCACGAUGUCUGUGCGCUGCUUCAAUCUGCUAUUGACGACCUUGAUCUGCCCGUCCGUGUGGCUGCUCUGGUCAACGACACUGUGGGUACGCUGAUGGCCCGCUCAUACACCUCCCCCGGCGAGACUGGAACUCUUCUGGGUGCUAUCUUUGGCACUGGAACCAACGGCGCAUAUGUUGAGAAGCUCGAGAAUAUUAGCAAGCUCCAACACAUGAAGCAUUCUCACUACGACACCCACACCGGAGAGAUGAUUAUCAACGCAGAGUGGGGUAGCUUUGACAACCAACUUGGUGUCCUGCCUUGCACUGUGUACGACCGCGACCUGGAUGCUGAUAGCAACAACCCUGGUAUCCAGAUGUUUGAGAAGCGUGUCUCGGGUAUGUUUUUGGGUGAGAUUUUGCGCCUUGCUUUGCUCGACCUGCACAACAACGCCUCAGUGGGACUUUUCAAGGCCAGCACCACAUCCAAGGCCUCAGUGCCCUCCGACUCUCUGUUCUACCGUCAAUGGGGUCUGGAUACCAGCUUGCUGAGCAUUGUCGAAGCCGAUACCACCAAGGACAUGAAGGACAUCAAGGUUGCACUGAAGGACCACCUGAACAUCGAGAAUGCCAGUGAUGAGGACUGCCAGGCCGUCAAGAUCCUGACUCACGCCAUUGGAAAGCGUGCUGCCCGUCUCAGCGCUGUCCCUCUUGCAGCCAUUCUGAUUCACACCGGCAAGCUCGACACCGAUGACAUUGUUGAUGUUGGUGUUGACGGCAGUGUGGUUGAGUACUACCCUAACUUCGAGGGCCACCUGCGCGAUGCUCUGCGCGAGGUCCCUGAGGUCGGUCUUGUUGGUGAAAAGAAGGUCCGCAUUGGAAUCUCCAAGGAUGGCAGUGGUGUUGGUGCUGCUUUGAUUGCCUUGGUUGCUAGCAAGGACGAGACCAUGCACGCCCCUACUAAGAAAUGA